Messenger RNA from Camellia sinensis, 1011 nucleotides. Lineage: Eukaryota; Viridiplantae; Streptophyta; Magnoliopsida; Ericales; Theaceae. The record is from RefSeq and is a predicted model, not a curated record.
CCCUUUUUAUACCCUUCCCACAGAUCCCUUGUACCCCUACCAGUUUCCUGUACAAUCUCCCUCUCUCUCUCUCUCUCUCUCUCGCUCGCUGUUUCUGUGUCUACAAGUUUGGCAUAAAGGUCUCUCUAUCCAUGGCUUCAUCUUCUCAUGUCGAAACCUCCUCAAACAACAUUCCAUACCAGGGAUUGGAUUGUCAUGAUGAGAAUGCCCUCAAAAAACACGUCGAGUUCUUCGAUCGGAACAAAGACGGUGUUGUUUAUCCAUGGGAAACUUUUCAAGGUUUUCGUGCAAUUGGAUGUAAUAUUUUUUUGUCCACCUUCGCUUCCAUUUUUAUCAACGUCGGACUCAGUGGCAAAACUCGUCCUGGUAAAUGUCCUUCUCUAUGCUUCCCAAUUGUGGUAAAAAACAUCCAGAAAGCUAAGCACGGGAGUGACUCCAGUGUCUAUGACUCAGAAGGAAGGUUUGUUCCUUCAAAGUUCGAGGAGAUUUUCUGCAAGCAUGCGCGCACAAACCCAAAUGCCUUAACAUCAGCCGAACUAAAAGAAAUGCGGAAGGCAAACAGGGAACCAAAGGACUAUGGAGGAUGGAUUUCAAGCUUUGCAGAGUGGACAGUCUUGUACAUACUUUGCAAGGACAAGAACGGUUUAUUGCAGAAAGAUACGAUCCGAGGCGUUUAUGAUGGAAGCCUGUUUGAACAGAUGGCGGAGAAGAAGGCUUCAGCUGGGAAGAAAAAACACACGUAAAUGUUACUUCUGAGUAAAAAAGGGAAAAUUGCUAGGACUCAUCGUAUGGUACCUUUGGGCUCUGCAGAUUGGAUGGUCUUUGAUUGUAAACACACACAUAUUUGAAGUGUGAAUGUAGUGUGUAACACAGUUGAAGCAUUUAUUGUUUGUUUGAAGAAUAAUAUAUAUUUGUCUUUCUGAUGUUUCUGAAAAAAAGAAGAACAAUGUAUUUGAUUGAUAUAUGUUAAUUCUUUUGUUGUAUUGAAAUAUAUUUGUUUGAUUUAUGUAA